AUGAUAGACCGGUUUCAUUCUAGUACUCACCCCUUCAUUGUGGACAUUGUUGAUGUUGUGGUUGAUGGUCACUGUGGGUAUAGAUGCAUUGCUGCGUUGUUGGGACUCGGAGAAGAUUCAUGGCCCGUUAUUAGGAAUGAGUUGUACAAAGAACUUAGUGCAUGGCGUGAUGAAUAUGAAAGCCUAGUAGGAGGCUAUGAUAGACUAGAAGAACUGAGGAACUCUUUGUUGGUGCAAUCACUGUCGGCGGCUAACAUGAACAAGUGGAUGACAUUACCAGACAUUGGUUAUGCAAUUGCUAACCGAUAUAACGUUAUCUUAGUGUGUUUGUCAUACUCUCAAAAUUAUAUUAUCUUCCCACUACGUUCCACACCACCUUCUGAUAUAACUCAACAUCGCUUAAUUUGUAUAGAACAUGUUCAUGGAUGUCAUUUUGUGCAGGUUAAGCUACAAGAAGGUUGUCUGUUGCCCACGGUGAAUAUCAUGUCCUCAACCCACUGA
Messenger RNA from Vigna angularis (adzuki bean), 501 nucleotides. RefSeq lists its product as uncharacterized. Lineage: Eukaryota; Viridiplantae; Streptophyta; Magnoliopsida; Fabales; Fabaceae. The coding region runs from base 1 to 501 and encodes 166 amino acids. The record is from RefSeq and is a predicted model, not a curated record. The transcript has 3 exons.